AUGUCUUACAUGUUUGGCAUUCCAGUGAUCACCGUGGCAAAUCCUCCAGUCAUUGAGUUUUAUUUUUCCUUCGUAUCGCUAUGGUCCUACAUCGGCAGUCGACGCUUUCAACAGCUGGUCAAGAAGACCAAUGCGCAAGUCAUCUACAAACCAAUUGACUUGCUGUACACAUUUUCUAUCUCCGGCGGCUUACCUGUGAAGCAACGCGCACCUCAAAGAUUAGCCUACCGGUUUGUUGAAAUGCAGCGUUGGCGACAAAUUCGGAAUAUCCCCCUCGUACUGCAGCCAAAGUUUUACCCGGCGGAUCCCUCACUUGCGCAUCGCGUCCUUCUUGCUGCUAUCAAAGAGCAGGGUAACGAUAGCCCUCGCGUAAAUGAGUUUGCGCAUAAGGGGUUAGAAGCUGUCUGGGCAAGGGAGCUUGAAGUCGCCAGUGCGGAGGUUAUCGUUCAGUUGGCGAAUGAGGCUGGUCUGGACGGGAAGAAUCUCUUGGAACAAGCUCAAGCUGAAGAAGAGCUGAGGGAAAAGGAGGAAUAUUUGACAGAGGAAGCGAACGAGAGACAAGUGUUUGGUGCACCGUUUUACUUUUAUCGGGAUGAACCUUUCUGGGGACAAGAUCGUCUUGAGAUGUUGGAGGAUAUUAUUGAAAGUGAAAGAGAGCCAGUUACAUUUCAGUCAGCUCAGCCAGGAUAG
Penicillium malachiteum is the source of this 690-nucleotide messenger RNA. RefSeq lists its product as uncharacterized. The transcript is spliced from 2 exons. The record is from RefSeq and is a predicted model, not a curated record. Lineage: Eukaryota; Fungi; Ascomycota; Eurotiomycetes; Eurotiales; Aspergillaceae. Gene Ontology annotation, molecular function: glutathione peroxidase activity; 2-hydroxychromene-2-carboxylate isomerase activity; glutathione transferase activity. Gene Ontology annotation, cellular component: peroxisome; mitochondrion. Bases 1 to 690 code for a protein of 229 amino acids. Gene Ontology annotation, biological process: glutathione metabolic process; naphthalene catabolic process.